Ornithorhynchus anatinus (platypus) is the source of this 2210-nucleotide messenger RNA. It is a transcript of the gene EPHX3, whose product is annotated as epoxide hydrolase 3. The record is from RefSeq and is a predicted model, not a curated record. The coding region runs from base 329 to 1411 and encodes 360 amino acids. NCBI's taxonomy places the organism in Eukaryota, Metazoa, Chordata, Mammalia, Monotremata, Ornithorhynchidae. The transcript is spliced from 8 exons. Gene Ontology annotation, molecular function: hydrolase activity.
AACGGGGGAACGGAGGAGAAGGGGCGCGGGAAGUGAGAACUAGAGCCGGGCGGCGAGGGCCGGGGCCCCGCUGGCCCCUCUCGCCCCCUCGGCGCCCCCUAGGGGCCAGAGAAGCCGAGGGCAGGAGGGCACGGAGGCGGCGCCGAGAUCCCACCGACAGGGGAUAAGAGGCUCACAGGUGGGGUGGAGGCUCAGUGCCGAACAGCAUCCUUCCCUGCAGGAGCCGGAACGGGAACUCCCUGGGACCCAAGCCAUCCUUCCUCGCCCUCCUCCCACACGCCGGCCCGGAGCCCCUGAGCCACCGGUCCCCCAGCCCGGGGCCCCCGCCAUGCCCGACUUCAUGGUCUCGGCGCUGCUGGCGCCAUCUCGCCUGACACUGAAGCUUCUCCGAGUCCUCACGUGGACUCUGGUGUACUGGGCGGCCUGCCUGACCGCCACGGUCUACGGCCUCGUAGCCCUGGGCCACGUGCUGCGGCACCCCCAGCGGGGCUGCUGUGGGCGACCGCACCGGACGCCCCCGGCCUGCCUCUCCGACAGCUCCUGCGGGGAGCACCGCUACCUUUCCCUGAAGAGCUCUGGACUGCGUCUGCACUAUGUCUCGGCUGGCGAGGGCAAUGGGCCGUUGAUGCUCUUCCUUCACGGCUUCCCCGAGAAUUGGUUCUCCUGGCGCCACCAGCUGCGGGAAUUCCAAAGUCAUUUCCAUGUAGUGGCGCUGGAUCUAAGGGGUUAUGGGAGCUCGGAUGCCCCUUCCAACCUAGACUGCUACACUCUAGAGGCCCUGACGAUCGAUAUCAAGGACACCGUUGAGGCGCUAGGUUACUCUAAGUGCAUCCUAGUAGCUCACGACUGGGGUGGAAUCCUGGCAUGGAAUUUCUCCAUCUAUUACCCGGCGCUGCUGGACCGGCUGGUGGUGGUGAGCGCUGCCCCCAUGUCUGUGUACCAAGACUAUGCCCUGCACCACUGGAGUCAGCUGUUUCACUCCAGCUACAUGUUCCUGUUCCAGCUGCCCUGGCUUCCUGAGAAGCUGCUCUCCAUCUCCGACUUCCAGAUCCUGAAGACCACCGUGGCACACCCCAAGACAGGGAUCCCAAACCUGACCCCCGAGGAGAUGGAGGCUUUCAUCUACGGCUUUUCCCAGCGCCGGGCCCUCAUUGGCCCCCUCAACUACUACCGCAAUCUCUUCAGGCAAUUCCCUCUGGAACCCCAGGAGCUGCUGACACCAACACUGCUGCUAUGGGGAGACAAAGACCCCUAUCUGGAGGCUGGGCUGGUCUCUAGCAUCAGCAGCCGUUUCAUCCCUGGCCGGCUGCAGGCACACGUACUGCCUGGUGAGGGACACUGGAUCCCACAGUCUUGUCCUGAGCUGAUGAACCAGUACAUGUGGGCUUUUCUGCAGGAGCCCAAGGACUGAAGGCAUUUGUUUGUUCCCUGGCCUCCCCUCACCCCUGCCUGCCCUUCUUCCUCCUCCUCUUCCUCCUCCUCUGCCUCCCUCCGGCUAAACGGUCCAAGGGCAUGGGGAGAAGGGGUCCCAGCCCACCCUUCUCUUCCUGGGAAGGACCCCACCCCCUUGGGCAAGAUGCCAAACGUUGGAACUCGGUUAGCUCAUCUGCCCAGCUCAGCCAGAACCCGGUGCCCUUCUCUCCCACUGCAUCUCUUAAGCCCCUCCACCGUACCUGGACCAUUUCCCCUAGCCUGUGGAGAGAUUCCCUCCCCACCCCGUUGUGAGAGGGCAAACUGAGGCACCAAGUUUGGCUGAAAGAAAGGAAUCGAAUCGGGGCUAUUCUAUGAAAAGCAAGACAGUAUUAGGCCUUUGCCAAGACCCCAGAUUGCCUGCCUCCUUAGCGCUCCCCCCCCCCACCUCCCUGUUCUAGCUCUAAUGUUCCUUUCCUCCUCUCCCUCCCCCCUAUCUCCCUGGGCUGAUCCCUUCAGGGGCACCAGUAACUGGCCCCACCCACCCCCUGGCUGGCAGGACGCAGUCUGCCCACGUUGCGCUGUGGGCCUUGGCUUGGACCCUUUCCCCUCCCGGGAUACCAACCCUCUACCCUACUGCCCUUCCCCAAUCCUCCAGUCCAUCCCCUGCUGGCGGCGCCCAGCCCAGUCCCCCAAAAUGCAACAAACCAGCGAGGACUCUGCCACCUCCCACACCAUGAGCACCUGAUGAUUUGGGCCGCCUCCCCUUGCAGAAGAAAUAAAGCCCCUUCUCCUCUUGA